Messenger RNA from Coccomyxa subellipsoidea C-169, 537 nucleotides. RefSeq names its product AP2-domain-containing protein. The record is from RefSeq and is a predicted model, not a curated record. The transcript is spliced from 4 exons. NCBI's taxonomy places the organism in Eukaryota, Viridiplantae, Chlorophyta, Trebouxiophyceae, Coccomyxaceae. Bases 1 to 537 code for a protein of 178 amino acids. Gene Ontology annotation, molecular function: DNA binding; DNA-binding transcription factor activity. Gene Ontology annotation, biological process: regulation of DNA-templated transcription.
AUGCCAUGUCUUCCUUCACGGGUGUUGUGCAGGUGGGAGGCGCAUUUGUGGGUGAAAGAGCUGGGCCGGCAGGUGUAUCUGGGUGGAUAUGAGAAUGAAGAGCAUGCGGCUGAAGCAUAUGAUGUGGCCGCCCUCAAAUGCAAAGGGCCUCGCGUUCGCACCAACUUCCCACUCUCACGGUACUCAGACCUGACGGAGUGCAUGGGUGGCAUCUCUGUGGAGGAGCUCAUCAUGGCAGUGCGAAGGCAGAGCCAAGGCUUCUCGCGCGGGACCUCUGCAUUCCGAGGCGUCACACAUCACCCUUCAGGUCGAUGGGAGGCUCGAAUUGGGGUGCCUGGCAGCAAGCACAUCUACCUAGGCCUUUUCACUGGCGAACGCGAGGCUGCAAAGGCAUACGACCGUGCUCUAGUCCGCCUCCGCGGAACAGCAGCUGCUACCAACUUUGCGCUUUCUGACUACCGCAACGAUCUUGCUGACUACCACAAGAUGCAACAGGUUUGGCUUCUGAUUGGACGCCCUCCUGGAUUUUACUCCUAA